This is a messenger RNA of Melanotaenia boesemani (Boeseman's rainbowfish), 1298 nucleotides long. RefSeq names its product deoxynucleotidyltransferase terminal-interacting protein 1 (gene dnttip1). The coding region runs from base 270 to 1181 and encodes 303 amino acids. Gene Ontology annotation, cellular component: nucleus. Gene Ontology annotation, molecular function: DNA binding; nucleosome binding. The record is from RefSeq and is a predicted model, not a curated record. The transcript is spliced from 13 exons. NCBI's taxonomy places the organism in Eukaryota, Metazoa, Chordata, Actinopteri, Atheriniformes, Melanotaeniidae.
GUCGUUAGCUUUACAAAACCGGAAGUAGCCAGAGUAUCAUUUCCUGGAAACAACACCAAACGCUCUGAAUAUAUUAUUGAUCAUAAAUUUGGUUCGAAUCAUCAUUCAGACUGUCUGUGGCUUACAAAGUCCAAACGAAUCGGUACAGAAACCCUAACGUCACACUGCGUCGAUUCCUGCUAGGUUUAGAGCUGUUAGCCCAGCAGAGUUAGAGGAGUUAAAUCCGAGUCUGACUGGACCGAGCCCGACCGAACUGUACCGUGUCCAUCAUGGGAGCUCACCGCAGCGAGGGAGGCCGGGAAUGGCUGGAGCAGGACGGAACGGAGAACCCGGAGCAGAAACAGCCGUGGAACCUGAUGAUCAAGCACAGACACAUUCAGAGACGGGGACGCCGCUCGCACACCACCGUCAGCUACACAGAUCCUCAGGUGUCCAUGGACCUGCUGAGGGCAGUGCUUCAGCCCAGCUUCAAUGAUGACAUCAUGGCCGUUUUCAGGAAGUACCAGAAGUUCUUUGACAAGGCGGCGGAGAACGUGAAGGAGAACGUUGGGGAUGAGGUGCAGACAGAUCAGCUGAUCAGAGAGGCCUGCAGGAACGUCCUGGAACACGCCAAACAGCUGUUUCCAGAUGGGGAGCUGAAGAGGGCGGGGCCAGAGCUUGCUAUGAAGCAUAAGUCUAGACCCACUGAUGAAGACUGCAGUCAGAGAGGAAGUCCACUACCUAAGAAGAGGAAAAGUCGUCCAGGUGGUAUCUCCUCGGAUCGACCUGUUGGCAUCUCUCAGGUCAAGCCCAAAGCUGAGCCCAUCAAGAGGGAGGGGCCAAAGUGGGAUCCAUCCAGACUCUGCGACAGCAGCACCUUUGUUCUCGGCUCCAGAGCUAACAAAGCGCUGGGGAUGGGCGGGACCAGAGGACGAAUCUAUAUCAAACAUGCUGACCUGUUCAAGUAUGCAGCUGAUGCAAAGGACAAGCAGUGGUUGGCUGAGAGACAUCACAUGAGGGCAACAGGAGGGAAGAUGGCCUACCUGCUAAUCGAGGAGGACAUCCAGGAUCUGUCUCGCAGUGAAGAGUACAGGGACUGUCCAGAUGUCAGGAUGGAUGAGAUGAAGCCGUUCACCGUUCCUCUGUGGAUGGUGGAGAAGAUGCAGAGAGCCAUGGAGGCUCAGAGAGACACAGACCCAUGACCACUCAUCAUGUGACCCUCAGGCUUUGCUCUGAUUGGUUCCCUGAUUUUUAUUUUCUUUUGGUUCUUUUUUUUUUACCGUUUUAAAAUUUCUAAUAAAGUUGUUGGUGACUCUGAA